AUGGGGACUGUGAUCUUUUGCCAGACAGUUCUCACCUUUCAAGAGGCGUGCCUUGAUCCUAAACAAGCUGACUCUGAGAAAGACCCAGCCGAUCAGCGCCUGCACCGGGGCCUCACAUUGAGGGUUGACUUGGAAAGGGUGAAUGAGCGCUUCGGCUUGGCUAAACAGGGUCCAAAGUCACGCUUUGAGUUUGUGAGUGGCACUAGCAUCAAGUGUCCAGAAGCAUUCCUUCGGCUGACUACAUGCCUUGAUGCAAAGGGCCUUGCUUGGAUCAAAAAGCGCGUGGAGCCUGGAAAAGACUUUGAUGUCAACGAGUUCCUUCGAGAGGCAAAGACUGUCAUUCAUGCGCCAACCACCCUCCUGGAUAGCUGUAUCAACACCUGCAGCCUGAGCAUGGACUUGAAGGACCUAGAGCAGAUGAAGAUCGCCUCAAACUUCGGGGAUUUGAUUGGCAUCAUGCCGCAUUAUGCCAAGGUAAGCUCCAUCAACCGCUCGUUGAUGAAUGACAUUUCCGCUGAGAAGCUCGGAGCUUGCGAAGCGUUUCAACAUCAGGUUGAGGAGAAGCUGACAGAACAUGUUGACUAUUUCAGCGGGAUCUCAGAGCAGCUCGAGCGCCUGAACAACAAGUACAAGCUCGUCAAGAGCAGUGCAGCCACAUGGGCGAUGCAAGAUGUGAUGUGGAUGUUCCAAGAGAACGAGGACACGGACAGUGACGUCACCCUCAUGAGCGAGCACAGGACUGAACUAUCUGAGUUCUCGAAGGUUGCUGAAAAGAUCCUGUCCAUCAAAGGUGGCACCACAGCUUUUGACCUUUUGGCUGGGAAGAUGAAGGACCUUUCCAAUCGGGCGAAG
Durusdinium trenchii is the source of this 852-nucleotide messenger RNA. The record is from the annotation of a GenBank genome assembly. Lineage: Eukaryota; Dinophyceae; Suessiales; Symbiodiniaceae.